AUGUCUCUCUCAUUUAGAGAAUCUUCGGUUCAGUCGUCAGUUCCUUUGCCAACGAGAACCACCACUAGCAGACGUCCGGCAACUGCAAGGCCAACUACUACCGCGACAAGCGUCGCAUCACAGGACAUUGUCUGCGCAGUCAGCGAGUCCCGUGGUGUGUCAUCUACCGUUGGCUUGGCUUUUAUCAAUCUAGCAACAGCAGAGGUGGUCCUGUGUCAAAUAUGUGACACCCCGACGUACGUCAAGACCGUCACGAAGAUAGGCGUCUUUGAACCCAAUGAGAUUUUGUUCAUGAACACCGUCGCCGAAUCGAAGCUGCGCUAUAUAAUUCAAGAAAACCUGCCCGACCCUACUCUCACUUUUUUGGAUCGUCGAUACUGGUCGGAUAAAGCUGGACAAGAGUACUUGGAUCGGUUGGCAUUCUCAGAUGAGGCGGAUUCGUUGAAAGUGACCCUGGGUGGGAGUUAUUUUGCGGCGUGCUGUUUUGCUGCGGCCCUGAAAUAUGUUGAGUCGGAGCUUCAACGGGUCUUCACCUCUCAUUCGCUCAGGAUCAGGUUCGAGCCCUCGCAGGGUUCAAUGACAAUUGACUUGCAAACCAUCGUAUCGUUGGAACUUAUUCAAAACCUCCAUGCCGCCAAAUCUCGGGACAGCCUUUACGGUCUGCUCAAUCAGACUUUGACUCCAAUGGGCGCAAGACUACUACGUUCAAACGUCCUUCAGCCGUGCACGGAGAGAAAUAAGCUGACAGCGAGAUACAAUGCCGUGGAAGACUUGUCCACAAAGGAAGACAUGUUCGUAUCCGUUCGGCAGGCUUUGAAGGGUUUUCUCGAUGCUGAUAAAGUCUUGACCUCGAUCAUCUUGGUUCCAACGAAACAAACCGUCCAGUAUGUUGAACAGUCUGUCAACAAUGUCAUCAUUCUCAAGACGUAUGUGUCUGCUAUCAAGGAAAUCUAUCAGGCCCUAGGUGCAGCAGACAGUGACUUGCUUAUGACCAUCCGCGAGGUUUGCUAUCCUGCAGGGCAUCAGGCGGUUGAACAGUUAAUUGAAGAUGCAUUGAAUGAAAACGUCACCUAUCAAAGCAAGCCGCUUGAUCUUCGCAAUCAACGAAUUUACUGUGUCAAGGCAGGUGUCAAUAGCCUGUUGGAUGUUGCCAGGCAAACUUACAAGGAAUCGAAUGCCGAUGCGGUAGAACUUGUGUCCAAGCUGGGAGAUGCCCAUGACAUGACUUUGGACCUCAAAUAUGAUUCCGCACGGCAGUACUACAUCUGCGUUCCUUCCACCGAGCCCGGACCAUUGCCCGAUGUAUUCAUCAACGUAUACCGAAAGAGAAAUCGCAUCGAAUGCCAAACACUCGACCUAGUGAAAUUGAACAAAAGAAUCACCGAUUCCCACAACGAAGUCAUCAGUCUCAGCGACCAAACAAUCCAAGAACUUCUUCGUGACGUUUGCUCUGAAGUUUCGGGGCUGUUUCGAAUCAGCGAAGCAAUUGCCAUGCUCGACAUGCUCGCAGCCUUUGCCCAGCUAUCAACAAGUCACGACUACAUCCGGCCAGAGCUAACAAAUGCCCUGGCCAUAAAGUCUGGACGGCACCCCAUACGCGAGCAGAUCCACUCCAGCAAGUUCAUUCCCAACGACGCAUAUGCAACAGCGCAAACCCGAUUCCAGAUUAUCACGGGAUGCAACAUGAGUGGAAAAUCGACUUAUAUUCGGUCACUGGCCUUGAUGACGGUCAUGGCACAGAUUGGCUGUUUUGUCCCGGCACAGUAUGCCUCAUUCCCAAUCAUGCACCAGCUCUUUGCGCGUGUCGCGACAACGGACGAUCUCGACGCAAAUGUGUCGACUUUUGCAGCAGAGAUGCGCGAGAUGGCUUUUAUUCUGCGAAAUGUCCAGCCACGGGGAAUGGUGCUUGUAGACGAGCUGGGAAGAGGAACAAGCACAAGCGACGGACUCGCCAUCGCAAUUGCCUUGGCCGAAGCACUAAUUGCAAGCAACUCAUUUGUUUGGUUCGCCACACACUUCCAUGAUCUAGCGCGGAUUCUAUCCGAACGUAGUGGGGUCAUCAACCUGCAUUUAGCAGCCGAAAUCACCUCUAAUGCAACGAAGAUAACAAUGUUGCACCGCAUUGAAGAGGGUCCAGUGCCGGAUCGUCGAUACGGAAUUGCCCUCGCGAAGCUGGUGGAUCUUCCACCCAGAGUUCUUGAAGUUGCGACGAAGGUAUCGGAAGAAUUGGAUCGGUUAUCUCAACGUCGGAACGAUCCAUCGCGUGCUGUAGCUAUUGCUCGAAAGCGAAAGCUGUUGCUAUCUCUGCAAGAACAGCUUAUCAUCGCUCGAGACGGGACAAUGGAUAAUAAGUCGCUUGCCAGACGGCUGAAGAAGUUACAGGAUGAGUUCGCGUUGCAAAUGGACGUUAUUGACAAAGAAGUUCGAACAAUCGAUGAGACGGACGAGCCGGUAGAUGGAACCCAAUCGAUUCCAGAGGGGUUGGAACCACAAGUUCAGACCCCGAGAGAUGAGAGCCAGAAUUCAGAUGAUCUCAAAUCACUCGCAGGCACAUCUUUUGAUGAUCCAAUUCCGAUCGAUUCGGAUUCUGAAACUGACGACACGGACAACGAUAGCGUGGUACUUGUCUAG
This is a messenger RNA of Penicillium verhagenii, 2631 nucleotides long. Its product is annotated as MutS family protein MSH4. Lineage: Eukaryota; Fungi; Ascomycota; Eurotiomycetes; Eurotiales; Aspergillaceae. The record is from RefSeq and is a predicted model, not a curated record. The transcript is spliced from 6 exons. Bases 1 to 2631 code for a protein of 876 amino acids. Gene Ontology annotation, biological process: reciprocal meiotic recombination; mismatch repair. Gene Ontology annotation, molecular function: ATP-dependent DNA damage sensor activity; mismatched DNA binding; ATP binding. Gene Ontology annotation, cellular component: nucleus.